AAGUUUCAGUCUGGUAAGCGGAACUGUCUUCAUUCCGCCUUCAUAGCGGGUCGGGAAGGUUUUUGGGAGCACAGGAACCGCGCUCUCAGCGUAGCUUGCGGACAACAUGCCGAAGUUUUAUUGUGACUAUUGUGAUACAUACCUUACACAUGAUUCGCCUUCAGUGAGGAAGACUCACUGCAGUGGCCGAAAACACAAAGAAAAUGUGAAAGAUUACUACCAGAAAUGGAUGGAGGAGCAGGCGCAAAGCUUGAUUGAUAAAACAACGGCUGCUUUUCAGCAGGGAAAGAUCCCCCCCACACCGUUCCCUGGUGGUCCUCCUCCAGCAGGACCUCCACGGCCAGGCAUGCUACCAACACCACCAAUGGGAGGCCCUCCAAUGAUGCCUAUGAUGGGGCCUCCGCCUCAUGGGAUGAUGCCCGGUGGGCCUGGAGGCAUGAGGCCACCGAUGGGAGGACCCAUGCAGAUGAUGCCAGGACCUCCACACAUGAUGCGCCACCCUCGUCCCAUGAUGAUGCCCGUCAGGCCAGGCAUGGUGCGACCAGACAGAUAAAACCGAGAAGACUUUGCACUCUCAUUGUUGCCAUGAACAGAUACUGUCGAGGGAAGAUGCUUCAAUUUUUUUAUUUUUUUUUUCAGUGCAACUUUCACAUCUGUUCCAGCUGGAACAUAACCUUCACCUUACAAUUGUCAUUUCUAUUAAAAUUCUUAUUGUUUGGUA
Poecilia reticulata (guppy) is the source of this 721-nucleotide messenger RNA. It is a transcript of the gene snrpc, whose product is annotated as small nuclear ribonucleoprotein polypeptide C. Lineage: Eukaryota; Metazoa; Chordata; Actinopteri; Cyprinodontiformes; Poeciliidae. Gene Ontology annotation, molecular function: zinc ion binding; pre-mRNA 5'-splice site binding. Gene Ontology annotation, cellular component: nucleus; U1 snRNP. The record is from RefSeq and is a predicted model, not a curated record. Gene Ontology annotation, biological process: mRNA 5'-splice site recognition; spliceosomal snRNP assembly; mRNA splicing, via spliceosome.